Molecule: messenger RNA, 1032 nt
Organism: Aspergillus fischeri NRRL 181
Lineage: Eukaryota; Fungi; Ascomycota; Eurotiomycetes; Eurotiales; Aspergillaceae
Product: NADPH:quinone oxidoreductase family protein
Exons: 2
Coding region: 1-1032 (343 amino acids)
Cellular component (GO): mitochondrion
Molecular function (GO): zinc ion binding; oxidoreductase activity
Source: RefSeq, a predicted model, not a curated record
AUGAGGGCGAUUCAGGUCAAAGAGUACGUCAAAGGUCCUCUCGACCUCCGGGUCACCGAGUUGCCUACCCCAUCCCCUUCACCAGACAAGUACUUGAUCGAGGUCCACUCGGCAGGAACCAAUUUCUUCGACCUGCUACAGAUCCAGGGGAAAUACCAGCACCAGCCGCCCCUUCCCUGGAUCGGAGGCGCCGAGUUCGCCGGCACGAUCCUCGCUGUGCCAACCAGCCAGAAGAAGACCCAAUUCAAGGUCGGGGACCGGGUGUUUGGCGCGACGCAGGGCGCCUACGCCACGCACGCACUCGCGCCUGAGGCGUCGCUGCUCCCCGUCCCCGCUGGCUGGAGCUUCGAGGAUGCCGCCGGCUUGUUUGUGACUGCGCCGACCUCGUACGGCGGUCUGGUGCAUCGGGCCAAUGUCCAGCCGGGUGACUGGGUCCUUGUGCAUGCGGCGGCGGGUGGAGUCGGGCUGGCCGCGGUGCAGAUUGCCAAGGCUAAGGGGGCGACUGUGAUUGCGACUGCGGGGACGGAGCGCAAGAGACAGGUCGCGCAGGAGUUUGGAGCGGACUAUGUGAUUGAUUACCGCAAUCAGAAGUGGCCUGAGGAGGUGAAGAAGUUGUGUGCGCAGCACCGCACAGGGAAUGGGAAGGCCGGUGUGGACAUUGUGUAUGAUCCGGUUGGCAUGAUCGAUGCCAGUCUCAAGUGCGUGGCCUGGAAUGCGCGGUUGCUGGUGAUUGGGUUUGCGGCCGGGAAGAUCGAGAAGGUCGCGCUGAACCGGGUGCUGCUGAAGAACGUCAGUCUUGUCGGGUUGCACUGGGGCCAGUACGCCAAGUUUGAGAAGGAGACGGUAGGCGUCGUCUGGAAGGGAAUCUUCGAUCUGGUGGCCCAAGGCAAGUUCAGAGGGACAGCCUUCACAGACGAAAGCUUUGUGGGAUUGGAGAGUGUGCCCAGAGCCUUGCAGGCUCUCGGAAGCAGAGAAACCUGGGGUAAAGUAGUGGUGAAGGUCAUUGAUGAUGAGGCGAAGAGUAAGCUGUGA